Messenger RNA from Pomacea canaliculata, 2482 nucleotides. RefSeq names its product vesicular glutamate transporter 3-like. The transcript is spliced from 12 exons. The record is from RefSeq and is a predicted model, not a curated record. Gene Ontology annotation, biological process: monoatomic anion transport; transmembrane transport. The coding region runs from base 374 to 1315 and encodes 313 amino acids. Lineage: Eukaryota; Metazoa; Mollusca; Gastropoda; Architaenioglossa; Ampullariidae. Gene Ontology annotation, molecular function: transmembrane transporter activity.
UUGACAGAAAAAUGUCCUUAGUGAAAAGGACGGGGGCGAGGGAGUGAAGACGCUAAGUAAGGUCACUGAGUUCAUCAGGUAUGGUCAUGUGACAUCAGCUAAUUAUUAUAAUUAUAUGAACCUGUGUCUUCGGGAUGUAAUGGGGUACCCUGCAGCGCUCAAGCUUUGUUUUCAUGGACAUCGACAAUCUACCCGUGGGUAGAGAGGCAGAUGGCAGGCAAAGCGAAAAUACCAGAAAAAAAGUGCCACUGCACAUGCGUUACAGUCCAGAGAAACACUGAGCAGAACCCAACAGAACAUCAUCAGAAAUCCAAGAAAUGAAAAGGCGAGGAACUCGCUGUGUACGAGCACCAAGAUCCCGUUUCGCUACACCAUGGCUUUCAUGAUGUCCUUUGUUAUGAUUCUCGGCAACGGAUUCAGGCCUGGAUUCGCUGUCGUCAUGACACACAUCACCUCCAACUACUCAGCCAAUGGCGAGGGACUUCUCUUUCCUCUUUGCACCACGCUGAACACAUCACGUGACCUCAGCAUAGACAUGAGUGUCAGCACGGUCUUCUACCUACACGCUACCUACCUGCUUGGCAAUUUUAUAUUCAGAUUUCCCGCUGGCAUCAUAGCAACAUGCUUGUCUCCUUCCAAAACACUUGGGAUAGCUACUCUUCUGUUUAGCUUGGUGACUAUGGCGAUCCCCUUAACUAUACAAUCGAGUGUUUUUCUUCUCUUUGUAGCCCGACUGUUGGCAGGUGCAUUAGAGGGAUUUCAGCAACCAAUCAGCGAUGGACUCUUGGCAGUGUGGUCAUCGCCCCAUGACCUGUCGCGGCUGACUGUGCUGGCGUAUUCAGGAUGUUACAUCGGUGCAAUUAUUUCCUUUCUCCUCACUGGGUCCUGUCUCUGCUACAUUAGCUGGGACAGUAUCUUCUACAUCUACGCUCUAGCUGGACUCUUGUGGUGCAUCGUCUGGUUCGUGUUUUGCGCACGACUCUCCCGACCUACAUCCGGGCUUGUCAAGCGAGGAGCGUUUACUUCUGGAACACGGAUCAGGUCUGAAGAAAAGCUCCACACACAUGCUCAGGAGCGUCCCUUGGCGAGACAUUCUCAGCUCCAGGCCGGUGUGGGCGCUGAUCAUUGCCACCUUCGGCCGAGCGGCGGUGUAUUCCAUGUUGACCAAUGUACAGGCCAGUACUUCCAUGAUGUGUAUGGAAUGAAUUCUGCGGAUAUUGGUCUUCUCGCAGCUCUACCUUAUCUUGUCAUGAUCGUUGCUCCUCCUUGGGCGCCAUCUUGUCAGAUCAUCUCAUCAGCAAAGGUCUGUCCGUGACCAGGACACGAAAGCUGGUAUACAGUAUAGGUAUAGGUGCAGAUGGUGCUUGUCUGGUGGGACUGGCAGCAGUAAACAACUGGGGACUGGCACUCUUUUUGCUGAAUUUCGGUUCCGCGAUGGGUGCCGUGGGGAUGUCCGGCAUGUUGCCACUACCAAUGGACAUGUCGCCUCAGUAUUCGAGAAUUAUUUCCCGGCUUGAUUACAGUCAGUAUGCUAGGAGGAGUCGCCGGCAUGCUCUUUGCCUCCAGAAUUUCAGGUGGAUCGACGGUGGUAGAAGACUGGCAGAUCUUCUUUCUGGCACUGGGGGUGCUGUAUAUCUCCACAGUGCUGGUCUUUGUGUUGAUGGCAUCAGCUGUGCGACAACCCUGGGACAACGAUGUCUCGGAGUACACCAUACUCUACGACAGCAACAAAAACACACAGACGAACUGUGAUGUACAGAGGACCAAAUAAAUAUUAAAAAGUUGUUUCUGGCUUUUCCUGUGAGGAAAUGUUAUUAUACUAUCGUCCUGUUAUUAUUCAGACUUCAUAUAGCGAAGUGACUGACAGCUAGUAGAAAAUGUCUUCCAAGAUGCACAAGUGUAUUUUAGUCCAGGAAAUUUAGAGGUCCUCCCAAUGCCGGUAAACCUCUUGGCGAGGUUGGUGACCAUUUUUGGUGAUUACGCGAUUUUUUAAAAAAAAAUCACAGUCUUGUGCACAGCAACCUUUGCGAAAACCAUGGGACAAAUUCGUCCCAAAGAAUAAUGCUUUCCUUAUUUGUGUGUGUGUGUGAGUGAGAGAGAGAGAGAGGACAGGGAUAAUACACGGCAUUAUCUGUCUUUCUGAAUCACUGGCAUAGAAUUAGUGACUAGCUUCAUCUGAACUGCACCCUGUAUCGAACCCGACUCCAGAGGGCAAUUACAGCAACUGGACACAAGACGCGAUAAUGGAGGACCGAGAAUAGAAACUGCUGAAGCGAGUGAGUUAUCCGCACCAGCAGACACGUGACCUCUGUUUUUCCGUUCACCAGUCAAACGCCAUAAUUUAACACAGCCUUGACACCAGCAUCCAAGCUCUGAUCUCAAUGUUUCAACAAACAACGCCUUUGGACAACUCUUUUUUUUAUUUUUGAAAGAAUAUCAAUUUGUUAGGAUAAGCACAAAUAUAAUAAAAUGUUCUAGAAAC